Messenger RNA from Acipenser ruthenus (sterlet), 3034 nucleotides. RefSeq names its product L-2-hydroxyglutarate dehydrogenase, mitochondrial-like. NCBI's taxonomy places the organism in Eukaryota, Metazoa, Chordata, Actinopteri, Acipenseriformes, Acipenseridae. The transcript has 10 exons. Gene Ontology annotation, molecular function: (S)-2-hydroxyglutarate dehydrogenase activity; (S)-2-hydroxy-acid oxidase activity. The record is from RefSeq and is a predicted model, not a curated record. Bases 166 to 1524 code for a protein of 452 amino acids.
UCCUUCUUUCGCCGGUUUGUUCGAGUUCAAUGGGCGGAGGCGGCUGGGUUAUUUUGGAGGAAAAAAAAAAACUUGUAGGACGAACUGAAGUCCAGGACAGCAAAUAAAUCGAGACUCCGGUGCAGAGGUACGCCGGGGAGCCACCACACAAACACACAAGUAACGAUGAUUCGGUGUGGGAGUCGGAAAGCCAUUUCUGCCACAUCGCUGCUGACAAGAAGCGAAAGCAAGAGUGCACAGAGCCUUUUAAACACCAUCCGACGCAAUCGCAGCUCCUACGAUGUGGCGGUGGUGGGGGGGGGCAUCGUGGGCCUGGCCACGGCCCGGGAGCUCAUCCUGAGACACCCCUCGCUGAGCUUCAUCGUCCUGGAGAAGGAGAAGGAGCUGGCGGUGCAUCAGAGCGGUCACAACAGCGGGGUGAUCCACAGCGGGAUCUACUACACGCCAGGGUCUCUGAAAGCGAGGCUGUGUGUGCGCGGCGCCACGCUGGCUUACCAGUACUGCGAGACGAAGGGCAUCCCGUACCAGCGCUGUGGGAAGCUCAUCGUCGCUGUGGAGCAGGAGGAGAUUCCUCGGCUCAAGGCGCUAUAUGAGCGCGGCCUGCAGAACAACGUCCGCGACCUCAGGAUGAUCGACGCCAAGGAGAUCCGCGAGAGAGAGCCCUACUGCCGGGGUCUGAUGGCGCUCGACUCCCCCUACACCGGCAUCGUGGACUGGCGGCUGGUGGCCCACACCUAUGGCAAGGAGUUCCAGGAGGUGGGCGGGGCCGUCGUCAUGGAAUUCGAGGUUGCGGAUAUCAGGAUGGCGUCAGAGAGCCCCGAGGGCACAGCAGACGGAAUGAAGUAUCCUAUAUCAAUCAAAAGCUCAAAGGGGGAGGAGGUGCGCUGCCGCUAUGUGCUCACCUGCGGAGGGCUCUACUCAGACCGGCUCUCCCAGAUCUCUGGCUGCAGCUCCGAGCCUCGUAUCGUCCCCUUCAGAGGAGACUACCUGGUGCUGAAGCCUGAGAAGCACUACCUCGUCAAAGGCAAUAUCUACCCUGUCCCGGACCCUCGGUUCCCCUUCCUCGGGGUUCACUUCACCCCCCGGAUGGACGGCAGCGUCUGGCUGGGACCCAACGCCGUGUUGGCCUUCAAACGGGAGGGCUACAGACUGUACGACUUCAACAUGCGGGACUUCGGAGACGCGCUCAGCUUCAGGGGUCUGCGGAAGCUGGUCUUCAGGAACCUCGUCUAUGGAGUGGGUGAGAUGUACAGAGGGAUCUUCAUCAGCGCUCAGGUGAAGCUGCUGCAGAGAUACAUCCCGGAGCUGUCCAUCAACGAUGUGCUCAGGGGCCCGGCGGGGGUGCGUGCGCAGGCUCUGGAUCGCGAUGGGAACCUGGUGGAUGAUUUCGUGUUCGACGGGGGGGUGGGUGCCAUCGGGAGCCGGGUCCUUCACGUGAGGAACGCACCCUCGCCCGCCGCCACCUCCUCCCUCGCCAUCGGAGAGAUGAUCGCCGACGAGGUGGAGAGCAGGUUCCAGCUGUAGAGACCCAGCCCGGGCUCUACAGUGGGUCUGUCGCAAUCCCCCUCAGAACCCCCCUCCUUCACCACUGCCAUCAGCUGCACUGGAGGGGGGGCCCUACAGGGGCAGGGGGUUGUGUACAGACGGGACUACAGCUUCGGAGGACUCUGAGUCUUUAAUAAUGCAAUGGGAUGAGAGACAAAUGAUGGGGGGGGGGAAACACGCACACAUAUUUUUAAAAACAUUUUAUUUUGCGUGGUAGUACUUUGUAGAAAAGUGGGAAACAUUCUCUCCUAUUUUAAAGCAAGAAAACCUUUUCUUCUGGUAAUAAUAUUUGCUCCUGCGAGGAGCUGUCCAGGCAGCUACAGCGGAGGCACAUUGUCUUAAACAGCGGGCAGGGAUUGCUCAAACGCCCCCUGGGUCCUGAUCAUUUAAAUACUAUCUGUAGCUCUCGAACCCAGGCCUGGGUGCAUGACUUUUUUUGUUUUAAUGUUUCACAAGUAGAACAUUUGAUUUUAAAAAUGUACUGUUACAAUAGGCACAGUUGUUUUGUGUGUGUUUUAAUAAUAAUAAUAAUAAUAAUAAUAAUAAUAAUAAUUUGUGAAGCCACAUUGCCUUAUAAACUACAGUAUGCAUUAUGUUAACAUGCCUGGCAUUUACUUGCCAAAGAUCUGGCAAACACCACAUUGUAGCGCAGUGUGCAAUGAAUUAUGAGUCCAGGCUGUGUGAAGGUGCUGUGAGCCUUGCCUUUGUGAGGUACAUGCUCUGGAAAGCAGUGCAGAUCUGCCUCCUUUUCAUGUACAUGCAUUUGUGCAGUGAAUGUGUCGCUGCACCAGUGCUAGGAUUUUUCAUGUGUUUAAUCUCCUUUUUUUGUUGUUUAUUAUAAUAUGGGAGAAGAUGUAGCUUUAGAAAUGGAAUACUAGGGAAGCUCAGGUUUGGUAUAAUAGUUUUUUUUUUAAGUAUAUAUAGAUUAGAUAUUAGAGAUAUGGAUAAGACACGGUAUCCACUUUAAAAGCCGUUUUAGAAACAACCUCGGGCCUCAGUGUUUGGAUGAUAGAGGUUUGCAGUAGAGCCUGCCGUCUAGUGGCUGCAUGUAGUAAGUGCGUAGCUUCUGCAGGUGAAAUGCUGGGACACACUAAAUAGCAUUGUUUUCAAUACUUUUUAGUUUGUAUUUCGGGUGCUUUUUAAUGAGCCUGUUAAAACAAGGUCUGACAUUAACGACGUUAUUUGUACGGUGGGGCUUGGUGUCUAAUAUUGUGUUUUCAGACACACUGUCUAAGCCUCUAACCUUAUUAACCGCUCUAAACAAAGUUCACGGUUUUGUGAGUGGUCACGUGGUGUGUGUUUGUAAUGUUAAUUUUGCAAUACUUUCCGAGCUGCUAAACAGAUUGUGAUAGUAACCAAACACGCAGACAUGUAAAGAGAGUUUUAGAUUUAAAAAAAUUGUAUUUUUAUUACAUAUUUUGUCUUUUUUCUAAUAGUUUGGUAAUAAUGAGAUUGUAUACAUUUAAAUAAACGUUUUUUCCCCCCUCGG